UUUGGCAUAUUCACAACUAAUGUCAAUUUUAUUUUUUCCGUAAAAACAUCCAAAUUAUGUCUUCGGUGUUUAGAAAAUUAACCACUCGGUUGAAAUCAAAAGAAUUUCGGGAUUAUCUGUUGAGCACCCAUUUUUGGGGUCCUGUAGCUAAUUGGGGCAUUCCCAUAGCCGCUAUAGGCGAUUUCAAAAAGGAUCCCAAAUUUAUUAGCCCAAUUAUGACUGUAGCUCUUUGCCUGUAUUCCGCCAUGUUUAUGAGAUUCGCCUGGAAAGUGGAGCCGAGAAAUCUGCUCCUUUUUGCCUGCCAUUUUACUAAUGAAGGGGCUCAAUUAGUUCAAUUGACCAGGGCCAUAAUUUACAAUUCCCAACAGCACCAAGAGAAAUAAUACAUGUAGUACAACUGCAAUGGGUUUAUAGGUAGCUUCUAUUUUGAUACUAAAAAAAAGAUUUAAAUAUUACCUUUUUUAUACUAAGUAGGAUAAUUUGUUAAAUAUAUUAUAGCCGUAUCUUUUUAGAAGUCGUGUAGACUCAUUGCGAAUUAAAUUCAAAUACGUAUAGAUUUUUUAGGUAAGUAGCAGUUAAAAACAUGUGAUCUUAUAAAAGUCAAUCGUACAAAUUUCUAUUAUCAUUAAUAUUAUUGUACUAGUUCGAUUUUACCUGUCGAAGAAAUACGUAAUUUAGGGCUAUUAAUUUAUUUAAUGCCAAACCUAAACUAUAAAUGUUACUAUAUAUAUUUAUAUAUGUAUAUAUUUGUUUAUACGAUUCUAUUUUUUUGUGAAAUUUUUC
Messenger RNA from Phyllotreta striolata, 783 nucleotides. NCBI's taxonomy places the organism in Eukaryota, Metazoa, Arthropoda, Insecta, Coleoptera, Chrysomelidae. The record is from the annotation of a GenBank genome assembly.